Molecule: messenger RNA, 8407 nt
Organism: Monodelphis domestica (gray short-tailed opossum)
Lineage: Eukaryota; Metazoa; Chordata; Mammalia; Didelphimorphia; Didelphidae
Source: RefSeq, a predicted model, not a curated record
GGGCAGAGAACCCGGGGGCUGGAGCAGGCUGCCCAGAAGGGAAGUCCACCUUGCUGGGCCACUUACUCAUCGAUCCCGGAAAGUCCAUCUCGGCCGCUUAUCCUCCUGGGAAAGGUUGAGAGAAAGGAAGUAGGGGUCCCUACUCCUUUCUCCCACCUUUUUUUCAACAGGUUUCCGGGAAAAGAGGAAGCAAAAAGUGCCUGAAGUAGAUUUCUUCGUCUCUAAACUUGUGUUUGUAUUGUGUGUGGUGUGGUGUGUGUGGUGUGUUUUUGAGUGAAAAGCUGACUGUCUGCAUCUGGUCGCUGCCAGUUGCUGAAAGUGUGGGGCUUGAGCAGGAGGGGAACCAACCACAUGUGUUUUCCAGUGGGCACCGCGGGCACGGCCCCUCUCUCGGUGCGUAAGUCCCCUUUCUUCCUCUUAGAGAGCCUGGAGAAUCCGCAGGGUGCAGCUGCGCUCUUAACCUGGCCACUUCUGCCAAAGGCGAAGUUGCAGUCUAACCUCAGCCCACCGGCCCCGAGCCCUGGGCAUGGUGCUUUGCGCCGGCCGCCUCGGCUUGGGGCUGUUUCUUCCCAGAGCCUGCUCUCUCUCAGGGAGCCCGGAUUCUCUUAGUUCCGCCGGGGCCAAGACAGGCUUCCCGAUCCGGGCUGGCAUUUGCGAGGUCGUGUGGGAAAACCAGUCUGGAGGUUGUUUGUCGGCCUGUCCUGAAGAGAGAGAAAGAGGGUGGGAGAGAGAGAGUGGGAAGGAGAGGAGACAGCGCCACCGCCGCCGCUGUAGCCACGGUCACAAAGGGAGGAGGAGGAGGGAGAGUCCAGGUAAAGAGUACCUGGAGAUCAGCUUAUGGGCUGGGCUGGACGCACCAAGCGAAAGUGACAGACUGGCAGAGUCAAAAAUCCUGUGGGUUUAAGAAAACUGAGCUGGCAAAUUCUAUAAUCAGAAAUACAAAAAUAGCUGUUAGUAUUUCCUAAACUGCCGCCCGGCUCCCCACAACUGCAAGGGAAGCAAAGGACACUACCGAUACCACUGGCAGAGUCACAAUGUCAAGCACAGUGGUGUGGAUGACAUGGUGCUCCUGUCCAAAAUCACUGAGGACUCCAUCGUUGAGAAUCUGAAGAAAAGAUACAUGGAUGACUAUAUUUUUACAUAUAUUGGAUCUGUAUUAAUUUCUGUCAACCCUUUCAAACAGAUGCCAUACUUUGGGGAAAAGGAAAUCGAGAUGUACCAAGGAGCUGCACAGUAUGAAAAUCCACCCCAUAUCUAUGCGCUUGCUGACAACAUGUAUAGAAAUAUGAUUAUUGACAGAGAAAACCAAUGUGUCAUCAUCAGUGGUGAAAGUGGUGCUGGAAAGACUGUAGCUGCCAAGUACAUCAUGAGUUACAUAUCCAGAAUUUCUGGAGGUGGACCUAAAGUCCAGCACGUAAAGGACAUCAUUCUACAAUCCAACCCACUAUUGGAGGCCUUUGGAAAUGCCAAGACUGUACGGAACAACAACUCAAGCAGAUUUGGGAAAUACUUUGAAAUCCAGUUUAGUCCAGGUGGAGAACCAGAUGGUGGAAAGAUCUCCAACUUCCUUCUGGAAAAGUCCAGGGUGGUGAUGAGAAAUCCUGGAGAACGGAGUUUUCACAUAUUUUAUCAGCUCAUUGAAGGUGCUUCUGCAGAGCAAAAACACAGCCUUGGCAUCACAAGCAUGGACUACUAUUACUACCUGAGCCUUUCAGGAUCCUACAAAGUGGAUGACAUUGAUGAUAGGCGUGAAUUUCAAGAAACAUUGCAUGCAAUGAAUGUGAUUGGGAUCUUCGCAGAAGAGCAGGCCCUGGUGCUACAGAUUGUGGCCGGAGUACUCCACUUGGGGAACAUCAGCUUUAAAGAAGUUGGCAAUUAUGCUGCUGUGGAGAGUGAAGAGUUUUUGGCCUUUCCUGCUUUUCUCCUGGGGAUAAACCAAGACCGACUAAAAGAGAAACUGACCAGUCGCCAAAUGGAUAGUAAAUGGGGAGGCAAGUCAGAGUCUAUUCAUGUGACUUUGAAUGUAGAGCAAGCCUGCUACACCAGGGAUGCCCUUGCCAAAGCCUUGCAUGCUCGAGUCUUUGAUUACUUAGUAGAUUCCAUCAAUAAAGCAAUGGAGAAAGACCAUGAAGAAUACAACAUUGGUGUCCUAGAUAUUUAUGGCUUUGAAAUAUUUCAGAAAAAUGGCUUUGAACAAUUUUGCAUCAAUUUUGUUAAUGAAAAACUACAGCAGAUUUUUAUUGAAUUGACACUUAAAGCGGAACAGGAGGAGUAUGUACAAGAAGGAAUUAGGUGGACUCCAAUUGAGUACUUUAACAACAAAAUCGUGUGUGACCUCAUAGAGAACAAAGUGAAUCCCCCUGGGAUCAUGAGCAUCCUGGAUGAUGUUUGUGCCACCAUGCAUGCAGUGGGUGAGGGUGCCGAUCAGACACUGCUUCAAAAACUUCAGAUGCAAAUUGGAACCCAUGAGCACUUCAACAGCUGGAACCAAGGAUUUAUCAUUCAUCAUUACGCAGGAAAGGUGUCCUAUGACAUGGAUGGCUUUUGUGAGAGGAAUCGUGAUGUUCUCUUCAUGGAUCUGAUUGAACUUAUGCAGAGCAGUGAGCUGCCUUUUAUAAAGGCUUUAUUUCCGGAAAAUCUACAAGCAGACAAGAAGGGACGCCCAACCACUGCUGGCAGCAAGAUUAAGAAACAAGCCAAUGACCUUGUCAGCACCCUGAUGAAAUGUACACCCCAUUACAUUCGCUGCAUAAAGCCAAAUGAGACCAAAAAGUCCCGGGACUGGGAAGAGAGCAGGGUGAAACAUCAAGUGGAAUACCUGGGAUUGAAGGAAAAUAUCCGGGUUAGAAGAGCCGGUUAUGCCUAUCGUCGAAUCUUCCAGAAAUUCUUACAGAGAUAUGCCAUUCUGACCAAAGCAACUUGGCCAUCAUGGAAAGGAGAUGAGAAACAAGGUGUCCUCCACCUGCUACAGUCAGUCAACAUGGAUGUUGAUCAGUUCCAGCUUGGGAGAAGUAAAGUCUUCAUCAAAGCCCCUGAAUCUCUAUUUCUUCUUGAAGAAAUGAGAGAGAGAAAAUAUGAUGGAUAUGCUCGGGUGAUACAGAAAACUUGGAGGAAAUUUGUGGCCCGAAAGAAAUAUGUCCAAAUGAGAGAAGAAGCCUCUGACCUGCUCCUGAACAAGAAAGAAAGAAGGAGAAAUAGCAUUAAUAGGAACUUCAUUGGUGAUUACAUUGGGAUGGAUGAGCAUCCAGAACUCCGGCAGUUUGUGGGCAAACGAGAGAAGAUUGACUUUGCAGAUACAGUCAUCAAGUAUGACAGAAGAUUCAAGGGCAUAAAGAGAGACUUGGUUCUUACCCCAAAGUGUUUGUAUUUGAUCGGGAGAGAAAAAGUGAAGCAGGGGCCUGACAAGGGCCUGAUGAAGGAGGUGUUGAAGAGGAGAAUUGAGAUGGAGAGAAUUCUGUCUGUGUCUCUCAGUACACUGCAAGAUGAUAUAUUUAUUCUCCAUGAACAAGAAUAUGACAGUUUGCUUGAAUCCGUCUUCAAAACAGAAUUCCUAAGUCUCCUAGCAAAGCGUUAUGAGGAGAAAACCCAGAAGCAACUACCUCUGAAAUUCAGCAAUACGCUUGAACUGAAGUUGAAAAAGGAGACCUGGGGCCCAUGGAGUGCCGGGGGCUCCCGCCAGGUGCAGUUCCACCAAGGCUUUGGAGACCUUGCCAUUCUCAAGCCCAGUAACAAAGUGCUGCAGGUCAGCAUCGGACCAGGGCUACCCAAGAAUUCCCGCCCCACCAGAAGGAGUGUUACCCAAAAUAGAGGUUAUUCUCAUAGGCCUCAGAAUUCAAGCUACCCCAUGAGAGCUGCUCCCCCACCUCCAGGAUAUCAUCAAAAUGGAGUUAUCAAAACGUCCCAGUUUGCCCCUCAUUCCCAGGGACUUGGAAACACCAGGUCCAAUCAGAAAACCCUUUACACAUCUAUGGUGCGUCCACCCUUACCUCGGCAACACUCAACUGGUUCUGAUCGAGUUUCCCAGCAACCUGAAAGUUUGGACUUCUUAAAGGUCCCAGAUCAAGGAGCUGCUGGGGCCCGGAGGCAGACAACAAGUCGGCCUCCCCCAGCUGGGGGCAGACCCAAGCCCCAGCCCAAACCUAAGCCUCAGGUCCCACAGUGCAAGGCUCUGUAUGCUUAUGAUGCUCAGGACACAGAUGAACUCAGCUUUAAUGCCAAUGACAUCAUCGACAUUAUCAAAGAAGAUCCCUCAGGCUGGUGGACAGGCCGAUUGAGAGGCAAGCAAGGACUGUUCCCCAACAACUACGUGACCAAGAUCUGAACAAAGACGGAUGCUGGACCAUGUUUAGGGAGGAGUCCUAGAAAAAGAUGGAGCCCAGAACCUUUUAGGGGACUCCCCUUCUAAGUGACAGCGAGCAGCGUCUUCUCUGUAGUCUGGCAUUCCUGACUGUUCCUGACUGCCCUUUCGCUAGGGAGGUUGACAAGCCAAUGGGAGGGGGGUGUGGGGGUUGGAGUGGGCAGGGGAGUGGGUUAUAAGAAAUGACUCUAUCUAAAAGGCAGCCAAGUAGCCUAUGUCAUAGGAACCCAGAACGACCAGAUGUAACCCACCAAGAUUUAUUUAUUGUAUUUAAACUUGGUCAGAUGGAAGGGGGAGUCUACUCUGUCCUGGUGAUUUCUGUCGAAGCAGCAUAGUCACUUUCCCAUGCAGGCCCAGGAAAGCUUUAAGGGCUGCUGUUGACAAGUGCCUUUUAGUUGGAGUCUUUGUCUUAAACACACACACACACACACACACACACACACACACACACACACACACACACACAUACACACACACACACACACACACACAUACACACACACACACGAAAAAACCCCAACCUUUGACUCAGCCGCCUCUCUGCCAAUGCUGCAAUUCUUCCCAGAGGGAUCCAUCCCAAAGACCAUCAAAAGGAGGACUGACCAUGGAGUGUGUGAGUGGGCAGUUUCCAUCCAAAUGCCGAGGCUCUCCAAAAAGAGCUGGUUUGCACUUGGCCCCAAACCCUCCGGCUGGGCAGGAGCACGACGGGGUGUGGGGAGCGGGGAGCGGGUAUGGGGGUGGUGAUCCAUGUUGCCUUCUUUGCGUCUUAAAUUGGAAUGUGGCUGGCCCAUGUUGGUUUUACGUGUAAUGCUGUACCUAUUACAAGAAGGAUGUCUCUUCCUCAAGCUGUACAUUUAUAAAAACAGAUCAUAUACUGUAUAUACAAAAUCCUAAAAUGGUAGAAACAUGUAUGAAUGUAUAAUGUAGUAUCCCACUGUACUUAGUCAUAAGGUAGUUUUAUUAUAUGACUUGCACCAGGUACUAUAAAUAUGCACUAUUCCUUUUCAGUUAUAGAAUCAGUGUUACUCUUCUAGCCCAUGCCCUUCCCCAGACCCAUUUGGCUAUCGCUUCUCAUCAAUAAUCAUCUUCAUCUCCUCCAAUCCACUCCCCAGUUCUCACAAAUAAACAUAGAAAUGGGGGAGCUGCCUUGUUCAUUCAUGGGUUCAAGUGCAGGUUGGUAUUUCUGUGAUUCUUCCUUCUCUCCCCAACUUGUAAGUCGUCUUUGGCAUUUGGGAAACCGAGGCACAGAUACUGUAUGUCCUGAGUCUGUAAUUUAUUUUCUGUUUGAGAAAAUAAAACACGAGACCACAAACUAGUAUAAAGCACCUUGUACCUUGAGAACUGGAAACAAAACCCAAUUCAAUAAAAGCGCUUUUUAAAAGCUCUUUAGUUCCAUAUUAUGAGCUUUUAAGGAAAAGAAAUAAACAGAAAAUAUAAAGGGAAAGAAAAUAAGAAAAUGAAAAAAAUGAAACCUUUCUAUGUAGAGGUAGACAACACUUGGGCUACUGGCAACAAGGUAGGGGAAAACCAGAGGUUCUCCUGCCUGCCUGGUGCUUUCUUCUCACAAUAUCCCUGGACCCAAAGGUCAAAAUCGAUUCCUUUCCCGGACACCUUAUCUGUACCAACAAACCUCUCCUGCCCAAUCAAUUCUCACUUCCCCAAGACUAGCCUUUUUACCCAGUAUCUUCACUCCAACUCCCUUGCCCAGGACCUGACAGUCAUGAUCAUCCCCACCAUUAGGCCUUUCCCUCUGGGCAAACCACCCCUUAGCAUCCACUCUCCCUCUAGAGAAUUUGUGGAGGAAGGGGAAAGAAAGAUUGUUAAAGUUUACAAAUCACUUUACCUACAUGAUUUCCUGUGUGCACUAUUAUUACCUAUUUAUAAUUGAGGAAACUGAGGCUGAAAGAUGUUAAAUAACUUGCUAUGGCCAAGCAGUGUCAAAGGUUGAAUUUGAACCCAUUAUAUCUUGAUCUUAAGUCCAUUACGCAAUCCCCAGUAGCACUGCUGAGAGAUGGAUCCUUAAUUCCUUUGUUAUGACUCCAGUACAAUUUAUUUACUGAAUGUGGGAGAUAAGGGUGGUAUUUUAGGAGACUUAUUCUAGAAAACUUGAGGUGAAUUUAAACAGGGUCAGGAGGCAGCUAAGUAGGUGGCUUAGUGGACAGAGAGCCAGGUCCAGAGCCAGGUGGGCCAGUGUUCAAAUAUGGCUCCAGAUGCUUUCUAGCUAUGUGACCUUGAGCAAGUCAUUUAUCCAUGUUUGCCUAGCCCUUGCUCUUCACUUAGAGUUGUUAAUUACAAAGCAGAAAGAAGGGUUUAAAAAAGAAAACACUGAGGCUGGAUAAAGCCCAUCAGCCAGCAAUUCCCACUUCCAACACCCAGAAAAAUCUAUAGAAAAAUCUUUAGAUAGUCAUUGGCUAGGAAGAUGGAGAUUCUACAGAGCAGGAGGGGACCAACUACUAUUCACUUUCUUCUGGGGCUAUUAGCAGCUACUCCUUUCUGUAAUCAAGUGUGUCUCCCUGGGGUCUAGCAGCAACUGCCCAAAAUGAAACCACCACAUUUGAAGAUCUCUCCUGGGUAGUGUUUUUAUUGUUAGGCUUGUCCAACUUCUUAUGACCCCAUUCGGGUUUUCUUGGCAAAGAUAUUGGAGUGGUUUGCCAUUUCCUUCUCCAGUUCAUUUGACAAAUGAGGAAACUGAGGCAAACAGGGUUAGGUGACUUGCCUAGGGUUGCACAGCUAAUAAGUGUCUGGAGCCAGGUUUGCACUCCUAGCUUCAGGUCUAGCACUCUACUAAGCCACAAAACAACAUAUCUCCUUCUUCCUAGACCCUCACCCCACCACCCACCACCACCCUUCUAGUCUGGGUAAAGUACUUGAGUUUUAGUCAUUUCUUGUGACAGAUAAGCAUUUGACUAUUUUACUUGAGAAUUUUUCUUUUUGUUCAACUUCCAGAUUCUCAGUCAUAAUCCAAUUAAUUGAGGUUGGUAGAUCCACGCUGGAAACAUGACACCUUUCAUAACAAAAUCCCUUGCCAGGGAGCUGCUCUUAUCCACUCAUCAAGAGUCUCACAAUUACUGCCCAGAAGUUCUCUCUGAGUCCUCCCCUCCCCAAUGUUGCACCCACUUUUCCAUACGCUCCUCCUCUGGCCCUUCAAGGGGACAAAAGAGAAGCCCACAUCUAUCUGCUUCCUCUCCUUCUUCCUUCUAGAUCCUGUUUUUGGACUUUUUCCUGAGUAUCUUCCCCCAGGGCUCCAGCCCUGAACUGUGUUCUUGGACCAGGGCCAUCCUGCUACUGGGCUUCAAGCUCCCUAGUGAUAGCCAUGCUGCCCCCUUCCCAGCAUAUAUUACUUCCUCAUACAAGUGAACAACACCCUGGAAGCUGUCCCUAUUUGACCAAAAAAAAAAAAAGGAAGCAGCCAAAUGUCUGGGCCAGAAUCACAGUCCUUUACAGAUAGAAUCAGAACUAGAACCUUGAUGUUUCACUCUCUUUCCACUGCCUCCCCAAGGACAGAAUUAGUCUCUGACUUAAGCCUCAAAAAAUGAAAUAUCUACAGAAGGCUAAUGGAUGAUAAGUUGCAGCCUAAAAAUUGUAGGCUGUCUAAAAUUUGAAGAAAGACUGUGAAAUCUAGGAAUUUGAAUUCAUUUCAGACUUUUAAGAUUUCCCAUUUUCUUCCGGUUUUCCCCAUGAAUUUUAGAAUAUGGUUUUAGAGCUAGAAAGAAUUUUCUCAUAUUCCACUGACUUUGGUUUUUUGAAUCAACUUAUUGAUCAUGGAACUCUACACUAUCAGGUAACUGAGUACUUUCCCCAUUUUUUUCUAUUCUACACGAACCCAAAGUCUGACUGCAAAUUAAUUUAAUAUCAAAAUAUGUAUAAGCUGGUGUAUUAUAUUAUGGAUAACAACUCAGUUAUCUAAGUAACAACAAAUGUCAGAUGUAGAUUGUAAGCUCGUUGAGGGCAGGGACAAUACAUGCAUCUGUUUUACCUAGAGCUUUGUAAAUAGCAGGUACUCAUUAAGUGUUGGUUAAGUGAAUAAAUAAAUGCAUACAGGUGGACAAA